Podarcis muralis (Common wall lizard) is the source of this 945-nucleotide messenger RNA. Its product is annotated as olfactory receptor 10A4-like. Lineage: Eukaryota; Metazoa; Chordata; Lepidosauria; Squamata; Lacertidae. Gene Ontology annotation, molecular function: G protein-coupled receptor activity; olfactory receptor activity. Gene Ontology annotation, biological process: G protein-coupled receptor signaling pathway. Gene Ontology annotation, cellular component: membrane. The record is from RefSeq and is a predicted model, not a curated record.
AUGGCAUGGACAAACAGUAGUGAUGUCACUGAGUUUAUUUUGCUGGGGUUUUCUGAUCUUCUUCAGCUGCAGCUUCUGCUUUUUCUGGUAUUUGCGAUUAUGUAUAUUGUGACCUUAUUGGGAAAUAUCACCAUCAUUUUGCUCACAACAAUUGAUCCAGCCCUUCAAAACCCCAUGUAUUUCUUUCUCAGGAAUUUGUCUUUCUUGGAGAUCUGCUUCACUCUAGUUAUAGUCCCUCAAAUGUUAGUGAACCUCCUUUCAGAGAACAAAACCAUUUCCUUCCCUGGGUGUGUCAUGCAAAUGUAUUUCUUUUUCUUUUUUGGAAGUUCUGAGUGUUUUCUCCUGGCUUCCAUGGCUUAUGACCGCUAUAUAGCCAUAUGCAGCCCUUUGCACUAUACAGUAAUUAUGAAAAAGAGGUUUUGUAUCCAUCUGGCCCUGUUCUCCUGGUGUUCAGGAAUUCCAGUGGGGACAGUUCAGACAACAUGGCUAUUUAGUUUCCCAUUCUGUGGUCCUAAUAAGGUCAAUCACUUUUUUUGUGACGGUCCACCAGUGUUAAAACUAGUCUGUGCAGACACUUAUCUGUUUGAACUGUAUGCUCUCACAGGGACUAUUGUAAUUGUACUAUCCCCAUUUAUCCUAAUAUUGGUCUCCUAUGUUCAUAUAAUCACUACGAUCUUACGAAUGCCAUCAGCCGAAGGCAAACACAAAGCCUUUUCCACUUGCUCUUCACAUCUUGUUGUGGUGACUUUGUUCUACGGCACAGCUGGGUUAACUUAUUUCCGACCCAAAUCCAGUUAUUCUCCAAACACCCAAAAGCUGUUGUCCUUAUCGUACACAGUUGUCACUCCCAUGCUGAAUCCCAUCAUCUACAGUUUGAGAAACAAGGAAGUGAAAGAAGCCAUGAAGAGACUUUUGAGUAGAAAAGCACUGCAAUUGCAUCUGUAA